Messenger RNA from Siniperca chuatsi (mandarin fish), 1883 nucleotides. It is a transcript of the gene rad51, whose product is annotated as RAD51 recombinase. Gene Ontology annotation, cellular component: condensed nuclear chromosome. The coding region runs from base 179 to 1201 and encodes 340 amino acids. The transcript is spliced from 10 exons. Gene Ontology annotation, molecular function: ATP hydrolysis activity; ATP binding; ATP-dependent DNA damage sensor activity. Lineage: Eukaryota; Metazoa; Chordata; Actinopteri; Centrarchiformes; Sinipercidae. Gene Ontology annotation, biological process: mitotic recombination; chromosome organization involved in meiotic cell cycle; mitotic recombination-dependent replication fork processing. The record is from RefSeq and is a predicted model, not a curated record.
CUAGGCUGCCGCAAACGUCAUCAGAAAAGGAGACGGAGGAGGCGGCGUCUGUACGCACAACGUCUUUACGCACAGCGUCACUGUGUGUCAUCGGAGCGGUGCGCGCGGGAGCUUUGGUUAUCGAACAGCCGAGUUAGAGGGAAACAAGAAGGCAGCCGCAGCUUUCCACACUCGGACCAUGGCUAUGAGGAGCGAGGCCAGGGCGGAGGCGGAGGUGGAGGCGGAGGAGGAAGACGCCUACGGGCCGCAGCCUCUGUGCAGACUGGAGCAAUGUGGAAUCAGUGCCAGUGACAUCAAGAAGCUGGAGGACGCGGGUUUCCACACCAUCGAGGCAGUGGCCUACGCACCCAAGAAGGAGCUGCUCAACAUCAAGGGCAUCAGUGAGGCCAAAGCUGACAAAGUUCUAGCUGAAGCUGCCAAACUUGUGCCGAUGGGUUUCACCACAGCUACUGAGUUCCACCAGAGGAGAGCAGAGAUCAUCCAGAUCUCUACAGGCUCCAAGGAGCUCGACAAACUCCUGCAGGGAGGGAUUGAGACGGGCUCCAUCACAGAGAUGUUUGGAGAGUUUCGGACAGGGAAGACCCAGCUGUGCCACACACUCGCUGUCACCUGUCAGCUGCCCAUUGAUCAGGGGGGUGGAGAAGGUAAAGCCAUGUACAUCGACACAGAGGGAACCUUCAGACCAGAGAGACUCCUCGCUGUAGCUGAGAGGUAUGGGCUGGUAGGCAGUGAUGUUCUGGACAACGUGGCCUACGCCCGAGCCUUCAACACAGACCAUCAGACCCAGCUGCUAUACCAAGCCUCCGCCAUGAUGGCUGAGUCCAGGUAUGCUCUGCUGAUAGUGGACAGCGCCACAGCUCUGUACAGAACAGACUACUCCGGCAGAGGUGAGCUGGCGGCCAGACAGGGCCACCUGGGACGCUUCCUCCGCAUGCUGCUGAGGCUGGCAGACGAGUUUGGUGUUGCCGUGGUGAUAACCAACCAGGUGGUAGCACAGGUGGAUGGGGCAGCCAUGUUUUCUGCAGAUCCCAAGAAACCCAUUGGAGGCAACAUUCUGGCUCACGCCUCCACCACACGACUGUACCUGAGGAAAGGCAGGGGAGAGACCAGGAUCUGUAAAAUCUACGACUCGCCCUGCCUGCCAGAGGCCGAAGCCAUGUUUGCCAUUAACGCCGAUGGAGUGGGUGACGCCAAGGACUGAGCUGGCAGAGAGGCAGGAAGCAGCGGGGGGGACUGUCACACCUGCUGACUCACUCUUGGACUAAAGGGUUGUGUGUGCGGUGUUCGGCCUCAGGCUGAUGUGGUCUGAUGCUGGCUGAGGCGGAGCCGACAUGUUUCCCGCCUGCAGAUCUGCAACAGCAAGAUGGAACGUUUCGUUUUCUGCAAACUUCAAACUGUGGCGCAUUGCACUCUGCAACGGGAAAAGAGUUCCUGCAAUUAUGACAGGCUAUCUCAUAAUUACACGCUCAGUAUCUCAGUUAUGACUUAGUAUCUCCAAAAUCUCAUAAUGAUCUUUAAUAACGAGCCAUAAUUGCGUUACGGAAUAAAAAUGAAAUCUUCCUUAAUUUCGAGAUCUUUAUUACGUAACGACCGAUGAGCUCAUAACUGAGAUGCAGCCGGAUCAGAGAGGUCUCCUCUUUCCUCUCCUGAAUGCAGUGCGCCUCUGUAGUUCCACCUGUGGAGUGGUCAAACUUUUAGUUUCUGUUAACUUUCUUUCUGGAGUUCCUGCUGAGUGGUUUUCUGAGAAUGCUGUUGAAACAUUAUUUUGCACUGAAGCAUUCCUACAAAGUAACGUUUCAUCUGUCCGCCCCUUUCCUGUUUGGUUACCAGAACCUUCUGUACAUAAGCUUCGGAUAAAUUAAAUUUGUUCUCAUUUGUUAGCA